This is a messenger RNA of Clupea harengus (Atlantic herring), 3245 nucleotides long. RefSeq names its product multiple epidermal growth factor-like domains protein 11. Lineage: Eukaryota; Metazoa; Chordata; Actinopteri; Clupeiformes; Clupeidae. Gene Ontology annotation, cellular component: membrane. The record is from RefSeq and is a predicted model, not a curated record. The transcript is spliced from 22 exons. Gene Ontology annotation, molecular function: protein binding. The coding region runs from base 1 to 3180 and encodes 1059 amino acids.
AUGCUUUGUCACACAGAUUUCAGUGAAUCUACUGUGGACCCAGUGGAGCUGUCAUCCAGAGACAGGAGAAGACAGAAGAGGCAACUGAAGAGGCGACUGAAGAGGCAUGUCGGCGUAGACUUUUUCCAGAAACACAAGGGGGCUCUGGAAACACGACUACCGACUGUUCUGGGACCCAUUCUCAACCAGCUGGUGCAGAAGAAGGUUCUGAAAAACACAGAGAGGCAAGAUAUUGAGAGCAAAACAGCCGACUAUCAAAAGAAUGAGUCCUGUGCCAACGGUCACUGGGGCCCUCACUGCAGUAACCGUUGUCAGUGCCAAAACGCUGCCCUGUGCAAUCCCAUCACUGGGGCCUGCGUGUGUUCCGACGGGUACCAGGGAUGGCGCUGCGAAGACCCCUGCGACCACGGUUACUAUGGCAGCAGUUGCCAGCAGCCUUGUCAGUGUCUGAAUGGAGCCACGUGCCACCAUGAGACGGGAGAGUGCCUGUGCGCGCCCGGCUACACGGGAGGCCUCUGUGGGGAUGAAUGUCCCCCUGGUAGCCAUGGCGCCCAGUGUGAGCUGCGCUGCCCGUGCCAGAACGACGGAACGUGCCACCACAUCACAGGGGUGUGCAGCUGCCCUGCGGGGUGGAUGGGGGCAGUAUGUGCCCAGCCGUGUCCAACUGGGAAGUUUGGCAUCAACUGCAGCCAGGAGUGCUCGUGCCAGAACGGAGGAGUGUGUGACCAUGUCACAGGGCGGUGCGUGUGUGCCAUGGGAUACAGCGGAGAAAGGUGCCAAGAGGAAUGCCCCGUUGGCACGUACGGAGCUCUGUGCGCUGAGCAAUGUGCCUGCCAGAACGAUGCCAAGUGUGACCACAUCACCGGGGCGUGCCAGUGUGACGCUGGCUUCAGGGGUCCCACUUGCCAGGACAGUUUCUGCCCGCUGGGGCUCUACGGGCUCGUCUGCGACAAGUACUGCCCGUGUGAUGCCAACAACACGCUCAGUUGCCACCCUCUCUCAGGUGAGUGCACCUGCAUGGCCGGAUGGGCUGGUCUCUAUUGCAAUGACACCUGCCCAGCUGGUUACUAUGGUGACGAAUGCAUGGAGCCCUGCUGGUGUGAAAACAGAGGAGACUGUGACAGCAUCACCGGAGAGUGUAGCUGUGCACCUGGGUUCAUGGGAGAGAACUGCUCCUUAAGCUGUCCUGCAGGGCUGUAUGGAUUAAACUGCUCGUUCAACUGUUCCUGUCAGAAUGAACUCUCCUGCUCCCCUAUCGACGGCUCCUGUCUUUGCAGGGAAGGGUGGCAGGGUGUUGACUGCUCUCUGCCGUGCUCCAGUGGCACAUGGGGUAUGGGCUGUAACCAGAGCUGCGUGUGUUUGAACGGGGCCACCUGCGAUCCUGCAGACGGCUCAUGCACCUGCGCAGCUGGGUGGACGGGGGAAAUAUGUGCUGCCCCAUGUCUUGAUGGCACCUAUGGUUUGGGGUGUGUGGAACACUGCGACUGUCGUCAUGCCAACACGUGUGACCCUGUGAGUGGGCGGUGCCGCUGCCUUGCUGGAUGGACUGGAGUGCACUGUGACAGCGUGUGUGAGGAGGGCCACUGGGGUGCAGACUGCUCCAUGGUGUGUACCUGUAAGAACGGAGGCACCUGCUCGCCAGAGGACGGCUCGUGCGUCUGCACAGCGGGCUACCGGGGCACCUCCUGCAGCCGAAUCUGCACCCCUGGGCAUUACGGUCAUCGCUGUAGCCUGUCCUGCCCCCAGUGUAUCCAUAGUGAUGGACCAUGCCAUCAUAUUACUGGCCACUGUGAGUGCUUGCCAGGGUUCUGUGGCCCUCUUUGCAACCAAGUGUGCCCAGCAGGUAGAUAUGGCAAGGAUUGUGCUGAGGUAUGUGUUUGCACUAAUAACAGCACCUGCAACUCCAUCGAUGGAUCCUGCCAGUGCAACUCAGGUUGGAUUGGGAAUGACUGCUCAACAGAAUGUAGUCCUGGUUUGUGGGGACCUGACUGCAUACACACGUGUAACUGCCAUAAUGGAGCCCAGUGCAGCCCUCAGGAUGGAGGGUGCAGGUGCAGUGCGGGUUGGACCGGCCUCUACUGCACACAGCGCUGCCCGUCGGGGUUUUUUGGAGCUGAUUGUGCUGAGGUCUGUCGCUGUCAGAAUGGAGCAGACUGUGACCACAUCAGUGGCCAGUGUUCCUGCCGGACAGGCUUCAUCGGGACUAGCUGUGAGCAAAAGUGCCCUCCCGGCGCGUUUGGGUACGGGUGUCAGCAGCUGUGUGAAUGCAUGAAUAACUCCACCUGUGACUACGUGACUGGAACCUGCUACUGCAGCACUGGCUACAAAGGCAUCCGGUGUGACCAGGCUGCUCUUGUGAUGGAGGAACUGAACCCCUACACUAAGAUCAGCCCAGCUCUGGUGUCCGAGCGGCAGUCCGUGGGCGCCAUCAUGGGAACGGUCUUCCUGUUAGUGAGCAUCGUGGCCCUGCUGAGCGUCCUCAUGUGGUACAGACACAAACGGCAAGACAAGGGCCACGAGAUGCCCAGCGUCCUCUACACGCCCGCCAUGCACGUCUCCACCACAGACUACUCCCUGUCUGACUCUUCUCCUAGCAGGAGCUCUAGCUACUGUUUCUCCAACCCGGCCUACCACACACUGGGCCCGUGCAACCUUUCUGCUAUGAACAAAGCCAAGGUGAGGACCAGAAGAGCCGACCGGAGCAGCGUGGACUGGAGAGCGUACAGCAACCUGAGUGAACUGGGUGUUUACUACGUGGACCGGCGGUACAGCUCUUUCUUUGUAGAGCAGUACUACAGAGACUACAUGAAGAGCUCCGUGUCGAGCACGUGUUCCCUCAGCAGUGAGAGUCCAUACGCCACCAUCUCAGAGCCUCCAUGCAAACACUCAGAGAGCAGCUACGUGGAGAUGAAGUCGCCCGCCCAUCAACAGCAGUUAUGCUGUGCUAACAUGGCUGCCGCCGCCGCUGCCGCUGCCACUGUCACUGUCACCACCAACAGAAACGUCUACAACACCGAGCCCACUGUGAGCAUCUUAUCCCCAUGUGGAGGUAUCAGCUCAGGAAUUUUCCAGAGUCCAUACGACCUCCCACGGAACAGCCACAUCCUGAGUCACUAUGACCUUCUCCCCAUGCGUACCAGUCCCCCAGGCCCCGGGAGCCCCUCCAGCUCGCUCCUAUAGAGGACAGAGGCACCUACUAUAGAGGACAGAGGCACAUGCUAUAGAGGACAGAGGCACAUGCUAUA